UCACGUGACUACAAAACAAAUCACGUGAGGGACUCGGCAAAGAAAAUCCACGAGAAAAGCGCGGAGGAGAUUUGUUUCUUUGGUACAGGAUGCCCGUACCUGCAAGGCUCGGUGUGUUUCGUGUUUUGUGCCUCUUUGCUGUGUUUGAAGCGGUAUGUCUGCUGGACACCGGCAUGCUCUUCCCCCGGGAGUCUUCCUCCAGAGAGGUGAAGGAGCUGAACGGGCGGUGGGACUUCAGGGCAGACAAGUCCCCAAACAGGAACCAGGGCUUCGAGAAGGCAUGGUACAAAAGUCGCCUGGCAGAGACGGGCCCAGUGAUUGACAUGCCAGUUCCUGCCAGCUACAAUGACAUCACCCAGGACCCCACACUGAGAGAUUUCAUUGGCUGGGUGUGGUAUGAGCGAGAGGUGGUGGUGCCUGCCCGCUGGAUCGCCGAUGAAGGAACAAGAGUGGUUCUCAGAGUGGGAAGUGCUCACUAUUAUUCAGUAGUGUGGGUGAAUGGAGUGAAAGUGACAGAGCAUAACGGUGGCCAUCUUCCUUUUGAGGCUGAGAUAGGCAGUUUAAUCCGCAAGGACCCAACUCAGCCAUGCAGGAUCACUAUCGCUGUCAACAACACUCUGACUCUGGACACUCUUCCUCCAGGAAAUAUCCAGCACAUGGACGACCACACCAAGUAUCCUGAUGGUUUUUUUGUGCAAAACAUCUACUUUGAUUUCUUCAACUAUGCUGGCAUACAUCGUUCUGUGUUGCUGUAUACUACUCCUAAGGCUUAUGUGGAUGACAUCACUGUGGUGACUGACUUCUUGGAUAACACUGGUCUAGUCUACUACAAGGUGUCAGUCCAAGGUGCUGCCACAGCCACCCUGAAGGCCACUUUGAUGGACAAAAAUGGCCGCUGUGUGGCUUCCUCCAGCGAGCCAUCUGGAGUGCUCAAAGUAGUAGAUGUCAAUCUGUGGUGGCCGUACUUGAUGCAUGAGAAUCCAGCUUACCUUUACUCUAUGGAGGUUCGCUUAAUGGCAACCGAUAGCAGAUCUACGUAUGAGGAUGUGUAUACUCUACCAGUUGGCAUCCGCACAGUCAACGUCACCAGCACACAGUUCCUAAUCAACAACAAGCCCUUCUAUUUCCAUGGAGUCAAUAAACAUGAGGACUCUGAUAUUCGAGGUAAAGGCUUCGAUUGGCCCCUGAUUGUCAAGGACUUUAACCUAUUGAAGUGGUUGGGGGCCAACUCAUUCCGCACCAGCCACUACCCCUAUGCUGAGGAGAUCCUGCAGAUGUGUGACCGCCAUGGCAUCGUGGUGAUAGAUGAGUGCCCGGGGGUGGGCAUCAAAGAUAGUCGCAGUUUUGGAAACUCCUCCCUGACCCAUCACCUAGCUGUCAUGGACGAGCUUGUACGUCGGGACAAGAACCAUGCCUCUGUGGUCAUGUGGUCAGUAGCCAAUGAGCCGGCUGCAGAGAUGCCCCCUGCUGACUUCUAUUUCAAGACCUUGAUAAAACAUACCAAAGCUCUGGAUCCAAGCCGACCUGUCACUUUCAUUACAGACAGUAACUAUGCUAGGGACAGAGGGGCUCCCUAUGUGGAUGUAAUCUGUGUAAACAGUUACUUCUCCUGGUACCAUGAUCCAGGCCACCUGGAGGUCAUCCCCAUCCAGCUCAAAACUCAGUUUGAGAACUGGUAUGGAAAGUACCAGAAACCCAUCAUCCAGAGUGAAUAUGGAGCAGAUGCAGUGGCAGGGUUUCACAGUGAUCCACCCGUGAUGUUUUCUGAGGAGUACCAGAAGGCAGUCCUGCAGAGCUACCACAACGUGUUGGACCAGAAGAGGAAGCAGUAUGUCAUUGGUGAACUCAUCUGGAACUUUGCCGACUUCAUGACUGUACAAGGGAUCACACGAGUGGUGGGGAACAAGAAGGGUAUUUUCACCAGGGAAAGGCAGCCCAAAGCAGCCGCAUUCAUCCUGAAAGAGAGGUACUGGAGACUGGCAAAUGAAACGGGCAGACUACCUGUUUGGACCAAGUACCCCUGCUCAUUCUGACACCCGCCGGUUGGUGCAUGCAUUCCAGGACAGGCUCGACUCCAAGUAAACACUUUGCCUCAUGGGAAAAAAAUGCUGGUAACAUUCUGUCAGUUUCUAGGGGCAGUCGAGCGUACCUAGAAAUUUUUUUCCAGCAAAUAAUUUUUUUGGAUGCUGACAAAAAAUUGCUUCUAAGUGCCUCAUCAAUGGUGCAAAUUACAUUUUAUAAUAAUUGUGAGAAUAGUAUUAGGAUCAGAAGAAUGAAGGGGUACCACUUUAUUUAGUUGUUACAGGAUAUUCUGAUACACGUGUGUGAGGCAGUGCUUUCCACUGCUAUCCAUUGACUGUAAAAUUAACAGUCAAUAUUAAGUCUAUGCUGCUAUCAUAAAAAGGUCAACAACCAAUCAAAAUCCUUCAUCAGUGCCUAGCUCUGACCUUUACUGCAGUCCGGUGAUAGGAGUCCACCUGGCAGAUAAAGCACAUCACAUUACAUUACAAAGACACUGUAAAGGAAAGGGGUUACCACAUCAUCUCCUCUAUUUUCUUUUCCUCCAUGUGUUUGGGGACACAUUUUCUCAAAUAAAUGCAACAAAAUAGUGUUUUA
This is a messenger RNA of Sander lucioperca (pikeperch), 2616 nucleotides long. RefSeq names its product beta-glucuronidase-like. The record is from RefSeq and is a predicted model, not a curated record. The transcript has 12 exons. Gene Ontology annotation, molecular function: beta-glucuronidase activity; carbohydrate binding. Gene Ontology annotation, biological process: carbohydrate metabolic process; glucuronoside catabolic process. The coding region runs from base 90 to 2033 and encodes 647 amino acids. NCBI's taxonomy places the organism in Eukaryota, Metazoa, Chordata, Actinopteri, Perciformes, Percidae.